UUUCACUUUACAAUGUGACUUUGAUUACUUUCUCUUGUAUUUUUCCUCGGUGGUAUUUUCUCAGGUUGUUACUGCAGGUGGAGUGGAAGGGAACAGCCAAUAAAUGUCACAGUAUAGUGUGGGAAACACCUCCCUCUGCUCUCGGAUGGGUUGGACAGAGUAGCAGCAGUCUGAACACCCUUCAACUUCUCAAACACUCCACAAAGUGCUCGUCGUCCUGCCAUGCUGGGACUGUAAGGCUUUUUUAUCGGAUUGCUGCUGCUGGUCUGUUGUUUCCUUCGUGCUCCUGAGUCAUGGCUCCGUUUGGAAAAAACUUCCUGAAAGCUCGACAGAAAAACAGGACAAAAGAUGCCGAGCCUGUGGAAGGAAAGGAGAUCCAGGUUACGGUCUGUAACGAGGACAAGGUUGUCUGUGGAGUAACGAAGCACACAACGUGUGUAGAUAUGAUUCAUGCGUUACUGGAAGAUCACAAGUCAGUCCCGGAGAGCAAGCGGCUGCUGCACGGGGAGCCCAAAGACUUCUGUCUCGUUGAGCGGUGGAAGGGGUUUGAGAGAGCGUUGCCUCCUCUCACCAGAAUCCUGAGACUCUGGCAUGCCUGGGGGGACCAGAGACCCUUCAUCCAGUUUACUCUGGUCAAAACCAGCGAUUUUGUGCCUCAGAACUUCCAGAGAGGUGGAAAGUCCAAGGGGGCCAAGCCAAAGCGAUGGGAGCACGGUCAGCCCCUGCCGGUGGAGAGGCAAAAGCGAAUGGUGAAGAAAGCCUUCCGGAAGCUGGAAAAGCUUCACAAGGAGAGCAAGAGCACCCUGGGCGUUGACGAGGUCGACCGGAUGGUACUGCUUAUACUAAACCAGGACCAAACCAUCCGGGAGCAGAUCCAGCGCAUGAGGGAGGUGGAUUUAGACAUCGAGCAGUUUGAGCUGCAAGUGCAGAAGGAAGCCGAGUCUGAGAGUUCCUUGGCUCAGGCUUGCGGUCAGGGUUUGGAGGCGCACAGCGGCGAGCAGCUGCAGGAGUACCUGUACACCAGCGAUGGAGUCGAACAGCUUGAGCUGCAGGUUCAGAAUCACCUGGAACUCAUCCUCCAGCUGUCCCGGGACAUAGACGCUGAGCUGAGGAGGGCCAACUUCCCUCAGAGCCAGUAUGAGGACGGUGAACAGGAAGGAGCCGCGGCUGCUUCCUGGAUCCCCUCGGAGACAGACGAAUCGUUCUACGCCGCUGAACUCAAGAGGCUGCAGGAUGAAGUGAAACACAGCCUCUUCACCGGCAUGUCCCUCCACAACCAAACUGCGGAAAUAGACAAGCAGCUGAAGUGCUAUGACGCUACGCUGGUCUCCAAGGAUCAGGAGUGCUGGCAGCUGGCUGCCCAGCUGAGCUCAUUGCAAAUAGGGGACGGAGGAGAAGAGGAGAAGUCCGGCGUUGUCCCUCUGAAAAGUGAGACUCAGUGCAGCGUCUCACAGACGGUGAAACUCAAACACAGCCUGUCCCCUCUAGAUGUUACAGACACAGACUCAGACACUGGGAUUAGUUCCACACACAGUCAGGACUCACUGUCACCGUGUCUCGACUUCCCUCCCCCGCUGGACACAGACGUUUGAACAAACCUAGUUGACCCUGCAAUUUAUCGUCCUGUGUGCACUAUAGCCCCAGUUUGUGCCUGUCAUGUGUUGUCAUUACAUAGCUAAAAGUGGAAAAUGAAAUCCCUGCCGAUCUUUUAACUGGAGUUGAAGCAAUUAGUUUAUUGACAGAAAAUAAUCAGCAAUUAUCAUGAUGAUAAAUAACUUAUUUCAGUCAUUUUUUUUAAGCAAACAUGCCAUCAUUUGGUUUCAGCUUAUCAAAUGUGAGGUUUUGCUGCUUUUCUUUGUCAUUAACGAUAGUAAAUAUAUUUUGGUUUUAGACAAAAAUGGGCAUAUUUUCUGAAAUUUAAUAGAAAAAAAGGUUAAUCCAUUAGAAAAUAAUCAAUAAUCAAUCAAUAAUGACAGUAAUUGGUUUCGCAGUUUUUAAGGUAUUUCCUCAAACAAAAACAGAGAUGGUAGCUGGAAGUGAAUUGUACGAAAUUUAAAAAAUAUAUAUAUAUAUAUAUUAUCAGGUGAUUAUCAGGUAGCCACAAUGUUAUUUCCAUUAUUUUUCUUUUUUCAUAUAUUUUUCUUUUGUUGUAAAAACAGGUUUAAAAUCAUUUUUGUUCAGUGAACAAGAUUUGUUUUAUCCAGAUGGGCCGAAGAACAUUGUAGGAUUCUGGAAAAUCCCUUCAAAAGCAGCUGCACGCUUUGUUAAAUAACUUCCUGGCUAUCUGAACGGCUAACGGAUGCUCAGGUCUGUGACUCAAAUGUAACGAGAAUAGAUUCAAGGUUAUUUAUUUGUCAGUUGUCAAUUCCUGCAAGCAGUCAUUGGCAAUGAAAAUCUUUGUUCUCAGAUUCCUUUAACAAUUCCUAAAAUAUGUAUAAGGGGAAAUCACACUAGUGAAUGUAAAAGCAAAAUGAUAAUCUAAGGCAUAAAAUAGUGCAGUUAAAAUAUAUUAAUUUUAACAGAAUACAUGCAAGGCACAAAACUGGAGCUAAGUUUGCACCAACUACAGUCCAUCUCUGUGUAGGACGACUUUUAAGAGUACAUUUUUGCACCUAAAGAAGCAAAGACUUUCCUCAGCACAACCACGUCUAAGGUGCACCAGGCUUAAUUACUUUUUUUUGUUUAAUUUCUUAAUAAUGGCGAAUGUAUGCUUCCUUCCCUUCUUUAAGUUGUCAAACUAUUUAUGAAGCUGCACCUCUUUGUACACAUAUAUAAGUCUAUUAACAAUGUUUUAUAUUAAAACACAUAGGUAAUUGUUUUGGAUGUAGAAUUUAAGAUUUGUUAAAAAUUUAACAUUCCUCUUGGCUACACUGUAAAUAUACUACUGUAACACUGUAAAUGAUUGUUUCUUAUGACACAGGCACACUUUGUAAUUUGAUAAAAUAACAGAAAAUAUUUAUUUAACAUGUAAUUGUAUUUUUACAGAUGAGAUUUUAUUAUGACUGUUUCCCCUUCUGAGGCAAUAAUCUCCAUCUGCAUCAUAUUCAGGGCCAAAGCAACACAAAUAUCUGGAUUAUAUCUGUGUAAAUCAUGACUAAAAAAAUAAAUGAUAAAGUCAAAAUGUACAUUUCAACUUUCAUAAUAAACACUAAUACUGUAAAUGUCACAAAGAGUUGUUGGUGCGAGGCUUUGAUGAUUUCAUGUUGAAUGCGGUCUAGCAACAGUGCUGCUGUACUGGAAGGUGUUAAUGGCAAAAAAAACACAAAGAGAAAAACAAGUCGAGGUGCCAAAUUUAAUAGAUUCCUCAA
This is a messenger RNA of Sebastes umbrosus (honeycomb rockfish), 3308 nucleotides long. It is a transcript of the gene rassf9, whose product is annotated as Ras association domain family member 9. The record is from RefSeq and is a predicted model, not a curated record. Lineage: Eukaryota; Metazoa; Chordata; Actinopteri; Perciformes; Sebastidae. Gene Ontology annotation, biological process: signal transduction. Bases 294 to 1592 code for a protein of 432 amino acids. The transcript is spliced from 2 exons.